UACAAAAAGCCCAAAUCAAAUGAAUUGGGCAAGUGUUGAAGAUGCAAUCCUCCUCCUCCGUGUCAUUAGCAGUAGGAGUGGGUGGGAUAAAAAAGUCGAGUUGGUUUGCGGUGAAGUCUGUUGGUAGCAACACCACCUUAAGCGAUCCUUGUUCGGUCAUGGCGGCUCCCAAAUGGGCCCAGAAGACAAUAACGCUUCCUCCUCACAACCGUGGUUGCCACCUUAUUACUCCUAAGAUCUUGAAGGAAAUUGGAGAAGAUCUGUCCGGAUUUAACUGUGGGCUAGCAAAUCUCUUUCUGCAGCAUACUAGUGCCUCGUUAACUAUCAAUGAAAAUUAUGACUCGGAUGUUCGAGCUGACACUGAGACCUUUCUUAACAAAAUCGUCCCUGAGGGAAGAUCUGCACCAUGGAAACAUACUCUCGAAGGUCCAGAUGAUAUGCCAGCACACAUCAAAUCAUCCAUGUUUGGCUGUGCUCUUACGAUACCAAUUACCAAUGGGAAGCUUAACAUGGGAACCUGGCAGGGCAUAUGGCUGUGUGAGCAUCGUGAUGAACCUACUGCACGUAAAGUUGUGGUCACUCUAAAUGGAAUUUGAGAUUUGUGUGAGAUGAGAGCAACAUGGAAUGUGACCCCUACUACGUGUGACUAUUCGUGGGUUUGGGUUACUUAAUGUAAUACGAAUAAUGGGAGUCUUGUCAAGUCUUAAAUGCUAAAUAUGUUUUUAAGGUUGAAAUGCAUAUUUACUGUUUCUGGCAAUAUUAUGUUUAUGGGCAAGUUUGGAACCUGCUCUGCCCCUUUGGAUAUGAAUAUGAUAUCCGUUCAACUCAA
Molecule: messenger RNA, 829 nt
Organism: Helianthus annuus (common sunflower)
Lineage: Eukaryota; Viridiplantae; Streptophyta; Magnoliopsida; Asterales; Asteraceae
Product: UPF0047 protein C4A8.02c
Exons: 8
Coding region: 42-596 (184 amino acids)
Source: RefSeq, a predicted model, not a curated record